AUGGCCAACGCAAAGACGAGGGCAUCGCAUCGUUCCUCGUCACCUGGCUCUCCCCCGACCAGUGACCCUCCCUUCGUGCCAUCGAGUGACACCGAUGAAACCUUCGAAGGAGGAAACCAAGCUGAACCCCACGAGAGCGACGGCAGCGACGAAGAAGGAUCUGAGGCGAGUGACGGGGCGCCCGAGGCUCCCAGCUCGGAUGCAUUCGUUCAAGACGCAGCAUACUCGCCCUUCCUCGUCCAGUAUGUUGCCGAACGCCUCAAGGACCAGCGAGCCUGCCAAUGCGGCGCCUCAAGGACCUUUCAGGUGACUUGUGGCAACGCUGACCAGGCGGAGCAUCUUCAACGAGCGCUCCACUCUCCAGAGCUCGCUGCACGGGUGGAUGCCAAGGCGCUGCUCCCGGGGUAUUUGCACUCGCUGUCGGUGGAGCAAUUCAUGGACUCAAAGCACGUCAAGAACCCUCGAACGGGUGACCCCCCUCGAGGUGCGUUCUUGAAGCUCGGGAGGUACCCCUUCGAGGUCCUCCCGGAAGGAGGCGCUCAGGCCGAGGAGCUGCCCCUCGAUCCAAACUGGCUGGGGAAGUGGCUCGGGGACGGCCUUCACAACGGCCCCACCAUAUUCUCCACAGAGUUGGAGGAGGCUCCUGCCAAGCAUGGUCUCGAACUAAUCACACUGCUUGGAGCUUCUACACUGGAAGCUCCUUCCGCAAGGACGCCUAAUCUUGGGCUCGUCUACGAUAAUCAUGGGGACUUCUACGACGAACUAACGAUAGGCAACCAUGGGUCCUUCUACGACAACUAA
This is a messenger RNA of Microstroma glucosiphilum, 801 nucleotides long. RefSeq lists its product as hypothetical. Bases 1 to 801 code for a protein of 266 amino acids. The record is from RefSeq and is a predicted model, not a curated record. The transcript is spliced from 3 exons. Lineage: Eukaryota; Fungi; Basidiomycota; Exobasidiomycetes; Microstromatales; Microstromataceae.